UCAUGGGAACUUAAUAACAAAAAGCACCUCAAACUAAAUAGAUUACUCAAUUUUAAAUUGAAAUUGCUUGCUUAAAAGUAUGUCUUUUUCCAUAAUUUUAGGUUAAAGGCUAUGUGGAAUUGAAUAGAGAUAGAAGAACUAAUUAAGCAUUAAUGAAAGAGAAAGCUUUAAAUGAAAUGUUACGUAGUCCAUCUAGAGUAAUGGUUGAAGAGUAUCAAAAAUUUCAACAACUAGUUCAAGAUGUUCGAUUCAUUGAGACAUGCAACAUAGUACUAAGGUAUACUAAUCUCACAUUAACUUAGAUAUUGUGAUAUUGUUAAAGAUUAAUCAAUAAGAAUCUUUAGAUGUGGAGGAGAUCAUUCUAAAAUAGCAGAUCUUAUGCCAUAUAUAGAAAGUAUCCUCUUUGCAGCAGAUAAUUUGAACUUAGAAUAAGUAAUGGAAUUUAAAGAUCUUAUGAUAUACUAUUUUGGACCUGGCUUCAAUGACACUAAUAAAUUAAUCAAUGUCGAUCAAGAUUUGAAAAAACUCUAUAAAACUCCUUUACCUGAUGCAUACGAAGUCAAUGAAUUUGCAUUAAAAUUUGCAGAAAAAUAUGGAUUCAGUGAAGAACAAUUAAAUGCUUCAGGACAUUAAUUUAGCUCAAAAAUUUUAAAACCUGCUCAAGGAGGCAUUUUAGUUGAUUAAUAAGCAUUAGGAUAAUAAUAAUUUAUGCCAUAUUCAAAUUAAGGAUUUGGAGUACCUUUUGGUUCUCAUCCAGAAUCAUUCUCAUAGCCAGGUAAUCAAGGAUUUGGAGAUUUUGGAACACAAGGAGGCUUUGGUUAACCACCAAUUGGAGGUUUUGGAAAUCCACCUUAAGGAGGUUUUGGUUAACCACCUAUUGGAGGUUUUGGUCAACCACCUACUGGAGGUUUUGGUUAACCACCUACUGGAGGUUUUGGAAAUCCACCUCAAGGAGGCUUUGGUCAACCACCUAUUGGUGGUUUUGGAAACCCACCUUAAGGAGGUUUUGGAAAUCCAGGUACAGGAGGAUUUGGUUAAUCAUAACCAGGAGGAUUUGGUUAAUCAUAACCAGGAGGUUUUGGUAAUUAAACUUAAGGAAACUUUGGAGCAUAAGGAGGUUUUGGAACUUAACCUUAAUAAAAUGGCUUAUAUAAUUAAUCAAGUAAUUAAUUUGGGAAUCCUCCUGCUGGAGGUCUUGGAACAACUGGAGGUAAUGGUUAAGCAAAUGGGUCUUCAAAUCCAUAUUCCUGUUUAAAUUAAGGUAUUUUAUUAUUUUUAAUUUUAAGGCCCUCAAAUAAUGGCUAGCUAAAGUAUGAAAGUUCCAUAGUAAUAUUAAAAUCCUUAAUAACCAUUUUAACCAUAGGUUCAGCCAGUAAUACCACCACAAUAAUUUUCUGGUCAAUAAUAAAAGAAUAACAAUCCAAACUCCCAAGCUCUUGAUGAUUUGGAAGCAAGAUUAAGAGAUCUUGAUAAAGCUUUAUGAU
This is a messenger RNA of Paramecium pentaurelia, 1484 nucleotides long. The record is from the annotation of a GenBank genome assembly. Lineage: Eukaryota; Ciliophora; Oligohymenophorea; Peniculida; Parameciidae.